AAAGCCAGCGGCAGCGGUGGCGGCUCUCACACUGUGACACAGCCGGAGACGUCCUCCAGCCCGGAGCGCUCAGCAGCAGCGCCGCUUUGGAUACCCUGGACAGCGCUCCUCCAAUCGGCUGGAGUUCCCGGUGCUACUGCCUGUGUCAGCCCUGCUCCCCUCACUAUGGAUCACAUACAGACACUAGAUCGGGAAGUAAAUGCUUUUGUGGAUUAUUUGUUUGGCCCAAGAGAUCCAAGGGUUAGAGGAUGGUUAAUGCUGGACUCCUACCUUCCCACUGUUUCUUUGACUAUCCUUUACCUCAUUUCCAUAUGGUUGGGGACCAAAUAUAUGAAGAACAGACCAGCAUUCUCUCUCAGGGGUCACUUAAUCGUUUACAAUUUUGUGGUCACGUUGCUUUCCUUAUACAUGUUGAUAGAGCUAAUUCUUUCAACAUGGGAAGGUGGUUAUAACUUACAAUGCCAGAACCUGGACAGUGCGGGUGAAGCAGAUGUGCGGGUGGCCAAAGUUUUGUGGUGGUACUAUUUUUCCAAAGCAAUUGAAUUUAUGGACACAAUUUUCUUUGUUUUACGGAAAAAGAACAGCCAAAUCACAUUUCUCCAUGUAUAUCACCAUGCCACAAUGUUCAAUAUAUGGUGGUGUGUCUUGAACUGGAUUCCUUGUGGUCAAAGUUUCUUUGGACCUACACUGAACAGUUUCAUUCAUGUCCUCAUGUACUCCUACUAUGGCCUCUCAGUUAUUCCAUCUAUGCACAAAUACCUCUGGUGGAAGAAGUACCUCACUCAGGCACAGCUGAUCCAGUUCAUACUCACCAUUUCACACACCCUGAGUGCAGUGGUUAAGCCUUGUGGGUUUCCUUUCGGCUGUCUAAUAUUUCAGUCCUCAUAUAUGACUACAUUGGUCAUAUUAUUUGUAAACUUCUAUCUAAAGACUUACAAAGCAAAACCAUCAAAAUCAGAUUCAAAUGGAACUAAAGCCAGCAUAGAACUGAAGAAUGGAUUUCACAAAGACUUGGUGAAUGCAAGCAAUGGUGCUGUGCACAAGAAACACAACUAGAACCUGAAGAGACGGAUUAUUAAGCAGCCGCCUCUUUCUGAAGUGAUAUUUAAACAUGCUUCAAGGCGAGCUCAUAACUACUGAACAGUAUCAGUUCCCUUUAAAAGCAUUUUUUUAAUAAUCACUACCCCAGAUUAUGAUAAUCUUUUGAUAUAUAGAAUAUGACAUGAAAGGCUUUUAUCCAAAUGUCAUCAUAACAAUAUUACAAGCAGAAAGUACUUAUUUGUAGUCCAGGAAAUGCCUUAUAACAUCUCAAUGACGUUCUUUUACAUGUUUAACAAUUUUUAAUUUAAUGUAGGACUUUGUACUUACUAAAGUUUAAAUUCUGUGAAAACAAAAAAAAC
Hyla sarda is the source of this 1400-nucleotide messenger RNA. RefSeq names its product ELOVL fatty acid elongase 2 (gene ELOVL2). The transcript has 8 exons. Bases 166 to 1056 code for a protein of 296 amino acids. Gene Ontology annotation, molecular function: fatty acid elongase activity. NCBI's taxonomy places the organism in Eukaryota, Metazoa, Chordata, Amphibia, Anura, Hylidae. Gene Ontology annotation, cellular component: endoplasmic reticulum; endoplasmic reticulum membrane. Gene Ontology annotation, biological process: sphingolipid biosynthetic process; fatty acid elongation, polyunsaturated fatty acid; fatty acid elongation, saturated fatty acid. The record is from RefSeq and is a predicted model, not a curated record.